Messenger RNA from Striga hermonthica, 1471 nucleotides. The record is from the annotation of a GenBank genome assembly. NCBI's taxonomy places the organism in Eukaryota, Viridiplantae, Streptophyta, Magnoliopsida, Lamiales, Orobanchaceae.
GCAUGGAGUAUUUCAACUUAUGAGUGGGUGGGCCGACGGGCCGGAGUAUGCAACCCAAUGUCCGAUCCGGCCCGGACUUAGCUACACGUACAAAUUCACCAUAACCCGACAAGAGGGAACUCUUUGGUGGCAUGCACACAGUCAAUGGCUUCGGGCUACGGUUUAUGGAGCCAUAAUCAUCCGACCCAAGUCCGGAAGAUCCUACCCAUUCCCAAAACCCGAUGGAGAAAUUCCAAUCGUUCUUGGGGAAUGGUGGAAUUCUAAUAUUAUUGACGUGGAGAACCAAGCCUUAGCCACAGGUGGCACACCUAAUAUUUCAGAUGCUUUCACGGUCAACGGUCAACCCGGAGACCUCUACGCAUGCUCUUCGAAUAAUACAUUCAACUUACAAGUGAUUCGAGGAAAAACCUAUCUCCUCCGAAUAGUCAACGCUGCAUUGAACAACCACCUGUUUUUCAAGAUCGCGAGUCACAAAAUGACUGUCGUGGGUGUCGACGCCUCCUACACCACCAAAUACACGACCGACCUCGUCGUGGUGGCUCCGGGCCAAACAACCGACGUCCUCCUCAGAGCCGACCAAAGCCCAGCCCGUUACUACAUGGCGGCUCGUCCCUACAUAAGCGCGGUUGACGGAGGCACGUUCAACAACGGCACAACAACCGGAAUCAUAGUCUACGAGGGAUCAUCAAAAUCAUCGAGGCCCGUCAUGCCCGUCCUUCCAGCCUUCAACGACACGCCCACGGCCCAUAAAUUUUUCACCGACUUAACCGGGCUUCCGACUGGCCCAUUCUGGGUCCCAGUUCCCCUCAUGGUCGACGAGCAUAUGUUUGUGACCGUGGGCGCGGGCCUUACACCUUGCGACUUGCCCGGUAAUGCAACUUGCCAAGGCCCAUUCGGGCUUAAACAAGCCUUUAGCAUGAACAACGAGUCUUUCCGAUUUCCAACCGAGAUAUCGAUGCUCGAGGCUUUUUUUAAAAACACGACCGGUGGUGUGUACACUACGGACUUCCCGGACAUUCCACCGUUGGAAUUCGACUACACGAACGCGAACAACACCAACAACAUCGCGCUUUUGAUGACGACUAAAUCGACAAAGGUGAAGAAAGUGAGAUUUAAUUCAGCGGUCGAGAUGGUGUUGCAAAACACGGCUCUCCUCGGAAUCGAGAAUCACCCUAUGCACUUGCAUGGGUUCAAUUUCUAUGUGUUGGCUCAAGGAUUUGGAAAUUAUAAUGCCAAUGUUGAUCGUAAGAAGUUCAAUUUCCAUAACCCGCAAGAACGUAACACCAUAGCCGUCCCGGCGGGAGGAUGGGCCGUUAUUAGAUUCCGAGCAAAUAAUCCAGGUGUGUGGUUGGUGCAUUGUCAUUUUGACGAACACUUGCCGUCUGGUUUAGCGAUGGCUUUCGUGGUGGAGAAUGGGCCGACUCCGGAGACUAGGCUGCCGGCACCGCCGCCGGAUUUUCCCAAAUGCUAA